UAAAAAAAACACGUAGCAUGCAGACGCAUUUUCUUCUUCUCAUGCAUAUAGAAGAAGAAGAAAAGGGCAAAGAUGCAGAGAGUAGUGACGUCUAGGGUUAGGUUUUCACUCCAUGGAUUCUCCUAUGGAGGUCACUAAAUUCACCACCACCACUGCAGCCACCACUACUGCUGCCUCCACAACUGAAGUUUGUUCGGAAUCUCCUGUCACUAACUUCAUAAGCAAUCUCUCUCCAAUAAAGAAUAUCAGGUGUGCACAUUUUUGCACAAGUAUACCUCAGUCUAAUCUCCCCUCCUCAGGUAUUCACAUCACCACAUACAAGUUCACACCGUGAAACAAGUUUUCCACAAAGGCCUCAGUGCUCCUCAUUAUUGCUUGUAGAAACAACUCACUAUGACUAUGAAAGCAAGAAAUAUGAUGAUAGUUUAGAUGAUUCCACCAAAACUACUGGCUGUUUGUUUAGUGGGUCAAUCAAUCAGAAGGACAUGGAUACAACAAAUUCACUCCCAGUCCCAGGCCACUCUUACAGUUCCUCUGGAGAUGUUGACCAGUACUUGGUUGAUCCUGUUGAGGUGGACCAUGCAAAUUCUGCAUAUUCAGUCAGUUCAAAAUUGGAACAGUCUGAUGGUUUGCUUCCUUCAGCUGAAUCUAAGAAUGACUUGAUGUUAGAUGGUAAUGAUGCAUGGAGGGAAGUGGAUGCAGCUCUUCCCUUUAGGGAACAAUUUGGAGACGAUUUUCCGGGGAAGUCAAAGUUUGGUGUUGAGCCAGUGAAAAUUGUAGAGGGACAGAAAUUUGGUGAAUCGCUUUCUAUUGACCAUCCAGAUAUUGAGUCUGCCCUAUCUGUGGAUAACAUCUCCAAGGAACAACAAUUUGAAAUUUCAGGUCUGCAGGCUAGUCAAAACCAGCAAAGCAUAAGCAGGCGCUGCCUUCAAUUUGGAGAAGCUCAACCAAAGAGCACUUUGAGCAGCACCAGUUCUUCCAAUCCACGGAAUAAUAUAACCAGUACAAGGCAACCUCUUUCCGCUAUGCAAUUGGAGAGUUCAGAGGCAUCUUAUUUGGAUUCAAGUACAACGUCUAGCAAGAAGCUCCUGGUUGGCUUGUCCCAACCCAUGUCAACCAUGGUUCCUCCUUGCCAUUGUGGAAAUGUUCCCUACAUUAUUUCCAAGCCAUCAGGUAUUGGCUUGCACCUAAACAGCUUUGUGAACAAUGUGCCAGUGGGUUGCAGUGCAACUGUCAUGAUGAAGUUAGCAGAUAACAGUAUGGGUGGACCUGGGAUAUGGUCAGCAUCUGGUACUUCCUGUUUUUCCCCGGAGAACAUCAAGAGCCGCUCGGGAUCAUCAAGUUUAGUUGAGAAGGUUUCGGACAUCAAUGAAGUCAUGAUGUUUCAAAGUGAAGCUUCAAUAGCUGCAGGUUCUACCCCUGCUGAAGCUCUCCAACCCAUGAAACCCUUUAAUACAUUGCCUCCAAUAGAGCAUUAUGCAACUCCACUCAGUAAAAUAAAGGUUAAUGUAGCGCAUGCUCACAAUUUUGAGGAAAUCAAACAACCUAGCCCCAGCAAGAAAAGGAAGAAAUCUUCAAGCACUCUUGAUGGUGACGAUUGCAAACGUUGCAAUUGUAAGAAAACCAAAUGCUUGAAACUUUAUUGUGACUGCUUUGCUGCUGGAAUCUAUUGUGCUGAGCCUUGUUCUUGCCAAGGCUGCUUUAACAGACCCGAGUAUGAAGAAACAGUCCUUGAGACAAGGCAACAAAUUGAAUCCCGAAAUCGACUUGCUUUUGCCCCCAAGAUUGUGCAGUUUGUCACUGAAUUUCCAUCCAACAAUGCGGAAGAGGGAAAUGGGUCGACACCAUCCUCAGCUAGGCACAAAAAAGGAUGCAACUGCAAAAAAUCAAUGUGUCUGAAAAAAUAUUGUGAAUGCUAUCAGGCCAAUGUUGGAUGCUCAAGUGGAUGUCGAUGUGAGGGAUGCAAAAAUGUCUAUGGCAAGAAAGACGAAUAUGGCCUAUCUGAAGAAAUGAUGAGCAAUAAAGGCACUGAGGAAAGGUUGGCUGAGACAUUUGAUGACAGACUGGAAGUGGUGGCGACGGAGCAAGAUUUCUUACUUGCUGAGUUGUAUGAUUCACACUAUCUCACGCCUCUCACACCAUCAUUCCGGGGCUCCAAAUACCUCCCAUCAUCUGAGUCAGACCUUACCAUCUUAUCAUCUUAUGCAAGACCUGUGAGGUCUCUGCAAAAUUCGGAUAGCAAUGACAUAUUUCUCGAAACAAGUAAAGGGACUUUUGAUGUAAACCCUUAUGGUCAGGAAACAGAUUACAAUAGUUCUCUAAUGGGGGACAGAUUCUCACUCAGAUGUGAUUCACUAGUAGAUAUGUCCAACCUCACACCUCUGCCCAAUCCCUCAAUGGUCAUGUCUUCUGCUUCAUCUAAAACAAUGGAUUGGACAAAUGCUUCUCGACUUCAACCUGGCACUGGAAGUAGUUGCUAUUCCUCUGAUGGUUCCCUUCGCUGGCAUUGUUCACCAAUUUCACCUAUGACACAGUUAUGUGGGACCAAAGACCAUGAGAGGGUUAACACUGAUAGCAGGUACUAUGACAUUCUUGAAGAUGACACACCUGAGAUACUGAAAGAUGCUUCUACCCUGAAUAAAUCUGUGAAAGUAAGCUCCCCCAACCAGAAGCGAGUUUCUCUGCCUCACACUCAUAUGCAAGAACUUGGAUCAAGCUCAUCAGGAGGAGGCUUAAAAAGUAGACGCAAGUUCAUAUUGCAGGCUGUGCCUUCUUUUCCACCUCUUACUCCUUGUAUUGAUUCAAAGGGCAGCACUAAUCAGAAAGAAAGUGAUGUUUGAGCAAAUGUCGAAACAGAUAUUCAACUGUACUGCAGUUUGAGGUUUUGGUCAUUGCACUCAGUAAUACUUCUUCAGAACGUAUAACAGCAGGCUGCUGUAUUUGGUUGGUGCAGCACCUUUGCAAGGAUUCAGAUAUUUGUAUCAGGCUCGAUACGACGAUCCUUUGUGCCAUCUAUUUGCCUGAUCUCCAUCAUGACUUUCUGAGGUAAAAAUGUUCCAAGUUUCCACCAUAAAAAAAUGCUCUGUAACUUUGUAGUCAAGGAGAUAUGGCCACGGAAUCAUCAGUUUUCUCUUCUAGUUUUAUUUUAUUAUCUUAUGUUAGUAUUGCUUCCUUCCUGAACUGGAUGUUUAUUUUGGUAGUUAUUCCUCAUGGUUAGAGGGAAGAAAUAAUGAUGGAAGUUUUAGCUUGUU
This is a messenger RNA of Tripterygium wilfordii, 3251 nucleotides long. RefSeq lists its product as uncharacterized. Lineage: Eukaryota; Viridiplantae; Streptophyta; Magnoliopsida; Celastrales; Celastraceae. The record is from RefSeq and is a predicted model, not a curated record. The coding region runs from base 486 to 2840 and encodes 784 amino acids. The transcript has 11 exons. Gene Ontology annotation, molecular function: DNA-binding transcription factor activity.